Pteronotus mesoamericanus is the source of this 7046-nucleotide messenger RNA. It is a transcript of the gene ASXL1, whose product is annotated as ASXL transcriptional regulator 1. The record is from RefSeq and is a predicted model, not a curated record. Gene Ontology annotation, molecular function: peroxisome proliferator activated receptor binding; DNA binding; chromatin binding. NCBI's taxonomy places the organism in Eukaryota, Metazoa, Chordata, Mammalia, Chiroptera, Mormoopidae. Gene Ontology annotation, biological process: positive regulation of transcription by RNA polymerase II; animal organ morphogenesis. The coding region runs from base 485 to 5059 and encodes 1524 amino acids. Gene Ontology annotation, cellular component: PR-DUB complex. The transcript is spliced from 12 exons.
ACCCACAGCAGACAUUCACACACCCGGGCGCCGAAAGGAAAGCCGCGUCUCGCCUUCCCGCUCCGCCGCCAGUCCUGUCUUGGCCCCUCAGCAGAGCGGGAAAACGGAGGCCGGAGCCGUGACCUCUGACCCCGUGGUUAUGCAGAGCCGCCGCAUUCCUUAGCGAUCGUGGGGCUGCUGCUGCUGCUGCUACCGCUGCCGCCGCCGCCGUGGGCGACUGACGCAGCGCGGGCGCGUGGAGCCGCCGCCGCCACCCCUCCCCCAUCACCGCCUUCGCGCCGGGUCUCGCUCCAGCCGGUCCCUGCGCGCCCGCCCCCUAUCCCCGGCCGCACCCGAGUUCUCGCGCGCCGCCGCCGCCGCCACGCGCCCCCCGCCGCCGCCGCUGCCGCCGCCACCCCGCACCGUCGCCCCCCCAGCCCGCCCUGCCGGGAGGUCCCGCGUGGAGCCGCCGCCGCCGCCACCGCCUGGGAGGAGGAGGAGGAGGAUGAAGGACAAACAGAAGAGGAAGAAGGAGCGCACGUGGGCCGAGGCCGCGCGCUUGGUACUGGAAAACUACUCAGAUGCUCCAAUGACACCAAAACAGAUUCUGCAGGUCAUAGAAGCAGAAGGACUUAAGGAAAUGAGUGGGACAUCCCCUCUUGCGUGUCUCAAUGCCAUGCUACAUUCCAAUUCAAGAGGAGGAGAGGGGCUGUUUUAUAAACUGCCUGGCCGAAUCAGCCUUUUCACACUCAAGAAGGAUGCCCUGCAGUGGUCUCGCAGUCCGGCCGCAGUGGAGGGGGAAGAGCCAGAGGACACCGCUGACGUGGAGAGCUGCGGGUCUAAUGAAACCAGCACUGUGAGUGGUGAAAAUGAUGUGUCACUUGAUGAAACAUCUUCAAAUGCAUCCUGUUCUACAGAAUCUCAGAGCCGGCCUCUUUCCAAUCCCAGGGACAGCUACAGAGCUUCCUCCCAGGCAAACAAGCAAAAGAAAAAGACUGGGGUGAUGCUUCCUCGGGUUGUCCUGACUCCUCUGAAGGUAAACGGGGCCCACGUGGAAUCUGCAUCAGGGUUCUCGGGCCGCCACGCCGAUGGCGAGAGCGGCAGCCCAUCCAGCAGCAGCAGCGGCUCCCUGGCCCUGGGCAGCACUGCUAUUCGUGGCCAGGCUGAGGUCGCCCGGGACCCUGCCCCGCUCCUGAGAGGCUUCCGGAAGCCAGCCACAGGUCAGAUGAAGCGCAACAGAGGGGAAGAGAUAGAUUUUGAGACACCUGGGUCCAUUCUUGUCAACACCAACCUCCGGGCCCUGAUAAACUCUCGGACCUUUCACGCCCUGCCAUCCCACUUCCAGCAGCAGCUCCUCUUCCUUUUGCCUGAAGUGGACAGACAGGUGGGAACAGAUGGCCUGCUGCGUCUCAGCAGCAGUGCACUGAAUAAUGAGUUUUUCACCCAUGCGGCCCAGAGCUGGCGGGAACGCCUGGCUGAUGGUGAAUUCACUCAUGAGAUGCAAGUCAGGAUACGACAGGAAAUGGAGAAGGAAAAGAAGGUGGAACAAUGGAAAGAAAAGUUCUUUGAGGACUACUAUGGACAGAAAUUGGGUUUGACCAGAGAAGAGCUGUUGCAGCAGAACGUGGGUCAAGAGGAGGCUGGAAUCAAGAGUGACUUGCGUGUCCCGGGAGAAUCAGCACGGCCACAGCGUGGUCUAGCCACCCGGCAGCGAGAUGGGCAUUUCAAGAAACGCUCUCGGCCAGAUCUCCGAACCAGAGCCAGAAGGAAUCUGUACAAAAAACAGGAGCUAGACCAAGGAGGGAUUGUUAAAGAUGCACAGUCUAUGGCACCAGACAUCCCCCUCUACAAGGAAGGGGAGGCUAAGACUGACUCAGCAGGUGUAGGCAGUCCCCACCUGCCCAGCACAUCCUCUACAGCACCUGACCCUGAGGGUCCCAGAUUCACAGUGGAAACUGGGGCUUCUCGGAUCCAGGCCGAUCCAGACGACCUGGCACGGGCCUCUGCCUCUCCAGACAGAAUUCCCAGCUUGCACCAGGAGACUGUUGAUCAGGAACCUAAGGAUCAGAAGAGGAAAUCCUUUGAGGAGGCAGCCUCUGCAUCCUUUCCCGAAAAGAAGCCCCGGCUUGAAGAUCGUCAGUCCUUUCGUAACACAAUUGAAAGUGUUCACUCCGAAAAGCCACAGCCCACCAAAGAGGAGCCCAAAGUCCCGCCCAUCCGGAUACAACUUUCACGUAUCAAACCACCCUGGGUGGUUAAAGGUCAGCCCACUUACCAGAUAUGCCCCCGCAUUGUCCCCAUCACGGAGUCCUCCUGCCGGGGCUGGACUGGUGCCAGGACCCUCGCAGACAUUAAAGCCCGUGCUCUGCAGGUCCGAGGGGCGAGAGGUCACCACUGCCAUCGAGAGGCGGCCACCACUGCCAUCGGAGGGGGGGGUGGCCCGGGUGGAGGUGGCGGCAGGGCCACCGAUGAGGGAGGUGGCAGAGGCAGCAGCAGUGGUGAUGGUGGUGAGGCCUGUGGCCACCCUGAGCCCAGGGGAGCCCCAAGAACCCCUGGAGAGUGUGCGUCAGAUCUACAGCGAACACAACUACUGCCGCCUCGUCCUCUAAAUGGGGAACACACCCAGGCUGGAACCGCCGCAUCCAGAGCCAGGAGGGAGCACCUGGCCUCUCUCAGAGAGGAGGAGAGCUGCCCACCACAGAGGGCACCAGGCGCAAGUGGGCCAGAAGAUGCCUCCCAACUCCCUGUUGCUCCCACUGGGGAUCAGCCAUGCCAGGCUUUGCCCCUGCUGUCCUCCAAAACCCCAGCACCUGAGAGAUUAGUUGAGCAGCCUCCGUUGCAUCUAGAUGUUAGAACUGAAUGUGAGUCUGGUUCCACUUCCUGGAAAAGGGGUGAUGAGGAGCAAGGAGCUCUUCUCUCCAUCAUCAGUGGUCCCGUUCCGUCUCUGGUGGGGGAUGUUGUAUUAGAAGACAGGACUGGCCAGACUCUGGACAGUGACAGUAAUCCAACCAUGAAGGAUCCUGUGAAUGUGAUCCCCAGUUCCACCCCUGAAUCAUCAUUGGCUGGCUGCCUACAGGACAGACAAUUUGAUGACGAAUUAGGACUUGGCGACUCAUGCCUACCCAUGAGGGAAAGGGCUACUAGAAAAGAAGACUUGAAAACUGAGGCUCUCAUCCCCAACGGUGCUGCUCCUGGGAUGCCUGGCCUGUCAAAGAAUGAGGCAGUGGGACAGCCCGAACCAGGCUCCAGAGAGGAUGUUCCAUCUGUUGAGCCCCAGGUCGGAGAAGAGUGGGAGAGGGCUGUUCCCCUCAUUCCGGCAUUGCCUGAGGGGUUGACAGCUGAAGAGGGUCUAGAUCUCCCCAACUGUCCUUCACUCUGGGCAGUGACAUCUCGGGGCUGCAUUGACAGCACAGGCAACGACGGCAAACAGGCAGAAGUUGACAAGCUGAAAAUCAAUGGAGACUCUGAAGCACUGAGUCCUCACAGCGAGUCCACAGACACAGCCUCUGACUUUGAAGGCCACCUUUCUGAGGAGAGCAGUGAGGCUGACCCUAGUGAUGCCACAGUGAUGAAGAGAUCCUCAGUGGUGGACAAGGAGGAGAAACACGAUUGGAACCACUCUGCUGCAUGCUCCAAGGUGAAUAGUGACCAGAAUCUGGUUACAAGGACAGACAGGGUAAUUGCCUCUCAGAGCUGGGUCUCUCGCGUAUGUGCGGUCCCCCAGAAGAUCCCAGAUUCCCUGCUGCUGGCUAGUACUGAGUACCAGCCGAGGCCCACAUCCCUGGGCAGGCCUGGGUCCUCAGUGGAGGCCACUAACCCACUUGUGAUGCAGUUACUGCAGGGCAACUUGCCUCUAGAGAAGGUUCUUCCUCCAGCCCUCUCUGGCAGCAAACCUGAAUACGCAUGCCUCCCACUUGCGAAAGAGCAGGGGAUGGGAUCUUCGCGAGAUUCUGGGGGUAACAGUUGCGUGGUUGGCGGGAGCAGCCCUGACAGCUGUGAAGCAAGCACUGGUCCUGCCAGGCUGGAGGCUGCCCAGACUCCAGGUGCGCCCCAAGAGAUUUCCAAGACCGUCCCAAGUUUAGAUUCCCUGUAUCCAGUGACAAAUCUGACGGCUGCCUUUGGGAAAGUAGAAGUGGAUUCCAAAGAACAGUUCUCUCCCUUUAGUUUUGAAGAACAGAAGGAAGGCCGUGAUCUGUCCCAGUGCAGUAAUUCAAACACUGCCCCAGGCAAAAGCCCAGGAAAUCUCACUACCUCGAGAGCCCCUUGUUUCUCAUCUCCAAAUGUGGUCUCCGUGGAUCCUGAUCAGACAGGUCAGGCCCUGGGUGAUCAGAACAGUGCUGGAGGCCAAGGGAAGAAGCUCUUUGGCUCUAGGAAUCUGGUGGCAGCUCUUCAGUGCCCCCGGCCUGUGGAGCCAAUGCCACUGCCUGCUGAUGCCCCUCCAGGUUUUCCCAGUAGGAAGUUGGGGACAAGUAAAAACUCUGUGUCUGGUGGGGUACAGACUGUCAAGGAAGACUGGGCUCCAAAGCCACCGCCUGUCUCCGUUGGCAGCAUCAAGAGUGAGAAGAGUUUUGUUGGGGUACCUCCUCUCAAGGCGAAUGCAGAGAACAGAAACACAGCAGGGCCUGGUCCUCGGGAUCUGGUGGAUCACUUGCAAGCGAUGCCCUUUGUCCUUGACCUGCCCUUCUGGAAAUUGCCCCUAGAGCCUGGGAAAGGACUCAGUCAGCCUCUGGAGCCUUCUUCUAUCCCCUCCCAACUCAACAUCAAACAGGCAUUUUAUGGGAAGCUUUCCAAACUCCAGCUAAGUUCCACCAGCUUUAAUUAUUCCUCCAGCUCCCCAACCUUUCCCAAAGGCCUUGCUGGAAGUGUGGUGCAGCUGAGCCACAAAACUAACUUUGGUGCGAGCCACAGUGCAUCACUUUCCUUGCAGAUGUUCACCGACAGCAGCACAGUGGAGAGCAUCUCACUCCAGUGUGCGUGCAGCCUGAAAGCCAUGAUCAUGUGCCAGGGCUGUGGUGCAUUCUGUCAUGAUGACUGUAUUGGACCCUCAAAGCUCUGUGUAUUGUGCCUUGUGGUGAGAUAAUAAAUUAUGGCCAUUGGAAAAGUUGUAUAUUUAGUGUGUGUAUUUUGAUAAUGAUUGAUCUUUAAUCUGUAUACAGAAUAUCAUUGAUAUAUAGACUCUGUCUCUUUAGGCAAGAGCACUCUUGCCUCUCCCUAAAAUUUAUAGUGCUAAAGGCCCUCUUUGUCACAACCUUCCUGUCUUGCUGGAAGGGUUUCCCACAGGGCAACUCAUUGGGCUGCUCAAGCCCAGCCGGCCAGCUGAGCCUUCAUGUAGACAGAGCCUGGUGUGGCAUGGGGAGCCUGCCUGACACCCAGAGGGACUUGAAACUGAAGAAGGAAGGUUGUGUUCUCUAUGGAGGGAACUAACCUACCCGAACAAGUAGAAAUGCCAGUCUUCCACUGCUCCCUCCCUGCCAUCUUUCCUUAUGCUACUGAGGGAGCUGAUGGUUGGGGAAGAACCAGCACAGGGUUAAGGUAACUCCUUGCAGUGCCCACCAGGGGGCUCAAGCACCUGCUGACCUCAGGGUCACAGUUCAUUCUGAUGCCGGUUGAUGGAGCCCUUUUGACCUUUGGUUCUGUUGCUGAAGCAGAUUUGGGACUUUGCUGUCUCAUUACAAUCCACUGGCCCACAAGAGCUUUUGGAACCUUGAAUAGACCUGCUUGAACAAUGGGGUCGGGCAUAAGGUUGUCUGUCUUAAAAUGCCAUCUGUAGACCUUGUAAGUCAGAUGUCCAGAUGUUUGGCAGGUCAGUGUCUCUGCCUGACACCCUCCUCGUCACUUUGGACUUAUGGGAGCGGGCAUCUCCAUGCACCUGUGUAUGUGAAAGUCAUUUUACAUUUCAAAGCAGUGUGUGUUUCUUAUUUUUAUAUUUUUAACUCUUUAUCCUUGGAUGUAUAAAGUGAAUUUUUGGGCUUCUGUAAGUAUGCUCUAUGCACCUCUGAUGUUUUAUCAUGUAUUUAUAUGUUGUACACAGUACUGGCCAAUUCUGUAAAUGGAUGUAUUGUACAGAGAACAUGAACGUCUCUCCCUUUACGUCUUGGGCAUCACUGCAUUAAAAUGGUGUAAUAGACUUCUCUCCACCUGUGUCAGAGCCACUGCAUGCUGUGCUGCCCGACCCGAGGGUGGAGUGAUUGACUUGGGAUCUGCCAGGUUGGUCUGGUGCCUUGUCAUGGGCUACCUGGCAGACCUGCUGUAGCCUGCAGAGCCACCGGCAGCCUGCCUGCCUGCUGCUGAGCAAACGUGUCUUGCUCCUCGCAUCUCUUCUCCAACCUUCACUGGCUGCUCACUGCCAUAUGUGACAAAUCACCACCACCAGUGUUAAGUGCUUCUGAAUUCAAGGGUGAGCACCCUGGGCAGCCCCCAGAUGGGCCUUCUAGACCUAGCGCCAGGGCCACUACCUGUCAGCAAUACCUGGGACCGCGCGCUCCUGGGGCCACAGGGCUCCUUUUGACAUACUUUUGACAGCAGGUUGGGAAGGCAACAGCCAGGCCUGCUGCCUGCCUCUCUCCUAACACAAUUCUAACAAAUAGAUGUCUCCAUAGGUAUCUUUCCUCACCCCGCUUCCUGCCUUAUUUCUUGUACCUCGACUUGUUGCAGAGUUGAGAGUCCUUGUUUAACUUCAGUCUCCCUGUGUGAGUGCUUCUGUGUGAAGUAUAAAGUCGGUGUGACCUCAGCAGAUCUCAUUUCGUCCGCAAGGUCUUUUUUAUUUUUUUUCUCCCAUCUCAUCCGAUGUGGCAUUCUUGUCAUCUGAAGCCUGAGUGAGAAGUUGGCAAUGACGUGGUGGUGAUUGAAAUGCAGUAUUGGCCAAAUCCAAGUUGUCAACUUCAAGAGUCUGUUUACCAAAGACAGGGAGCAGAGGCCCAAGUGUGUUUGAUCCUCUUCUUCCUUCUGUUGUGACCUUUGGGGCCACUCUAGGGUACAGUUUGAAACUGGUCCGGUCUGUGGGGCUUCCCAGGGAAAGCACUGCUCUUGUAUGUCUCUUGUGGCAUUGGAAAAAUAAACCUGUACAA